CUUGACCUUGGCUUCGUAAUAAGGACUGUGACGCCGAUACACUAUACUACUGCACAUGUGUGAUGUGAAACGUGAUGUUUACUUUUUCAAUUGCGACAGUUGCUGCUGCUGCGCCGACGGCCAUUGCCCUGUCUCCAUGAACACGUACUUGUCGGUUUGGGUGAACGUCGGCCGCACGACGUCCUUGAACUUGCCCACUUUGAUGCGCUUGAGCAGCUCAUCCGAGCUCUUCUUCAGCGCAUCCUCAAACCCUUCCACGGCCGUGUUGAAGUUUUCUUUCUGCAAAUCCAACUCGUCCCAUGUCCAAUCCGCCUUGCGCUUGCGGUGGUGUGGGAGCAGCGACGCCGUGUCCGCCUGUCCCAGCUCUUCGUCGCGCUUUUCCAUUUCAGGGUCCUCUCGCGUCCGAAGCAGAAUAGGGAUGUGGGAUGGAUCGGGAAGCGACAUUCGCGGCGCACACACCCAAUGAUGCAAGCUCUCCGGCAGCAAGCUGUCGUCGUCGUCCUUGGACCCCAUGAUGUUCUCCAACUGCUUCGCGACUACCUGGAACUUGCUCAAGAACUCUGGCCACUGGGUCAACGGGUGCCAUGCCAUCAGCUGCUCCAGUGUCUGGAUGGUAUGCCGAAGGUGGUCGGCGCGCGAUCGGACGGACUGCAGUGUCCGCGCUUGGUCCGACUGUACCCCAGACAUCGCA
Molecule: messenger RNA, 691 nt
Organism: Aphanomyces astaci
Lineage: Eukaryota; Oomycota; Saprolegniomycetes; Saprolegniales; Verrucalvaceae
Exons: 1
Coding region: 56-466 (136 amino acids)
Source: RefSeq, a predicted model, not a curated record